AUGAAUCAAGCAGAUAUAUCAAAAUUGGUCUCCAAACUUCGUGUGAAGGUCUUACCUAGACAUCGGAAUCUUCCGGGUCCUAAGGGUCCUGAAGGAAGGAUUGAUAAAUUGCGUAAAACAGUAACGGGACUAAUAAAAUUUGAAAGGAUUGAAUUAAACUAUAAUAGAGGUGAUGAAGCACGCCAAUAUGCGGAACGAGUGUUUCAGCUCAUAUCCGAAGCCAUACGCCAUGGUGACUGUCACAAACCAACCAUGGAUACAGCAGACUUCUGGCUUCUUGAAAAGGAACUUGUACAUAAACUAUUUAAAGUAUUAGUACCAAGAUAUGAAAACACAAACUUAUCGUAUACAAGGUUGUAUAAUGCACCGAGGCCACAAUAUGGUCGUUCAUUAGAUAAAGUAGUAUUAGAACUGAGAGGAAAUCCAUAUCCAGACCUAUUGAAUAACAAGUCCAACAAUAGGCUGUUAAUUCAAAAUGUUUUACUUGAUGCAGCAAAAAAUGAAUACAGACAAACAAAGAUUGCUCAGAUGGCUAAAAAUAUUGGUAAAGAAGUUGCUACACAAAACACAGACAGCAAAAUAAAUGAAGCCCAUGAAAAACCAAACAUCAGCUAA
Spodoptera littoralis (African cotton leafworm) is the source of this 615-nucleotide messenger RNA. The record is from the annotation of a GenBank genome assembly. Lineage: Eukaryota; Metazoa; Arthropoda; Insecta; Lepidoptera; Noctuidae.